Messenger RNA from Daucus carota subsp. sativus, 1295 nucleotides. RefSeq lists its product as uncharacterized. The transcript has 3 exons. Lineage: Eukaryota; Viridiplantae; Streptophyta; Magnoliopsida; Apiales; Apiaceae. The coding region runs from base 214 to 1095 and encodes 293 amino acids. The record is from RefSeq and is a predicted model, not a curated record.
CACACUUGCUUCCAAAAGUCAAUCCCUCAGCCAAACAACCAAACCGCUACUCCCUACAAACUCGCCACGUGUAUCAGUGCAUGCAGCCACGUACCCUCUUCUCUCUCUCUCACUCUCUCUCUUCUCUCUCAUUUUACAUACAUAGAACUAAAUCUCUCUGCAUAUCUAAUUUCUCUCACUCUCUCUCUAUAUUAUAUUACUGGGUUUUACAAGAUGGUGAAGUUAGCGACGGCGCGUGACAGCAGAAUGUACGGGCCGAGGCUAUCAAGAAACCGUUCAGAGUACAUGAACGCGGGGCUAUAUGUAUUCGCAACUCUGCUACUACUCGUUGGUUUUGCGACACAGUUAUCGACGAAAGAACCGAAGAUAGGGGUCGUAUUUGUAUUAAUAGGACUAUUUAUAAUCGCGAUAGUGAAUAUUCAUGAUUUAAUCGCUCAUCUCGCUGGAAUUGAUUACUGUGUGGCUUUGAUAGAACAUGAUAUACAAUUAGCUCUUGUUGAGUUCGCUGUGCCUUUGGUUCAGUCUUUGGGGACGCUUCUCUUGUUUUUGGCUAUUCUCUUUCUCUUUAUCCAGGAGGAGAAGCAAAAAUAUUUUAAGUUGGAGAAGCAUGGUAUGAACAUGCUUAUUGCAGGUUCAUCUUUGUGGGUGCUAGGGUCCAUUCAUAACUCGUGCCAAAUCUAUGAGAGAGCAGAUGGUCACGUCCAGGUUCUGCAAGAAAGUGUCCACAUUCCGUUCCUGAUGGGAAGCUUGUUGUUCUUGGUAGGCUCGGUUAUUAAUUGUCGCAAGCAGGCUAGCACGCUUCAUCAUGGUCUGGACUUGUUGAGUGAGACAUGGACUUGGCUUUGCCUAGUCGGGAGCUUAAUGCUAUUCAUUGGAGGAAUAACCAAUGUAGUGAAGGUAUUCAAGAUGCAGCAGUUUGAUAAUGGGUUGCGGCUAGAGAAACUGAGAGGUGGCGCCCAAGAGCGAUUAGCACAUGUACGGGAAGGUCAAGUACCACUCAUUCGAGAAAAUCAAAGGAGAGGAAGGCAAGCUGAACAAGUUGGACCAUCAGUAAAUCCAACACCGUACAAGGAUGUUCUACUAGGUCAGCCUUGAUCGUGUUUCAGCUUAGUUAGCGCUGUAUUCCCUCCCUUCAGAUGCACAACUUAAAAUGGUUCGACGACUGGUCUGCUAUGCACAUGUCUCAGGGAAGACAACGUUUCAGUUUUUUUCCCGUUCAGAAGGUUGUCAUAUCAAUGUAUGAUGUUGCAAGGACAAAAAAAACAGUGUUUCAAUAAAAUUUGUUAUUUCAGACA